UUCGGCUGAGUCUCGCUAAUAAAAGACCAGUCAGUGGAGUUUCCGCUCAUAAACACACAAAAAAUAAAGUAAACCUCUUUUGGACUGGCAGCCGGAGACGCGGAGCGAUGAACCUGAAUUUCACGUCCCCGUUACACCAGGUUUCUGCCCAGCGACCGACCUCUUUCUUCAUCGAAGAUAUUUUACUGCAUAAACCCAAGCCCGUAAGAGAAGCCCCUCCCGUGUCCUAUGCCAGUUCCUUGGCAUCCCGCGUCCCGUUGCUGGAGUAUGGAUACCCUCUCAUGCCAACUCCGACCAUCCUGGCACCUCAUCCUCAUCACCCACUCCACAAGCCGGAGCACCAUCACCCUUAUUUUCUAACGUCACCUGUAGGGAUGCACAUGCCGGCUCUCUUCCAACACCCCCCUGAGCUUCCAGGUAAACACUGCAGGCGGCGGAAAGCCCGGACCGUCUUCUCCGACUCACAGCUCUCGGGGCUGGAGAAACGAUUCGAGAUCCAGCGCUAUCUGUCAACCCCAGAGAGAGUGGAACUGGCGUCCGCACUGAGUCUCUCGGAGACCCAGGUGAAAACGUGGUUCCAGAAUCGAAGAAUGAAACAUAAAAAGCAGUUAAGAAAGUCUCGAGAUGAUCACGGUCAGAAAAACUCACCCACCGAGGAGCAGCGCCUCGACUCUAGCGUCAGCGAGACAGAAAUAGCCCCGGCAAAUUCCAUGGAGAUAAAGUCUUUAGGCAGCCAGAACACCUUUCUGAUAGAGGGUCACGAAGAUGAUGUGGAUAUUAUUGAAGACGAUGAUAUUUGCUCUACUGAGCAUAUAGCGUAAAAUAAGAUUAAAAACUUAAGAUCCCGAAAUACACCAGAACGAGCUACUGAUCACACGGGAAAUACUUUGAGACUGUUGGAUUUGUCAGGCUGCCGGGCGGAAGAUUUCAGUAACCCCGCCGACCUGACACGCCAA
This is a messenger RNA of Amblyraja radiata (thorny skate), 956 nucleotides long. It is a transcript of the gene bsx, whose product is annotated as brain-specific homeobox. The record is from RefSeq and is a predicted model, not a curated record. NCBI's taxonomy places the organism in Eukaryota, Metazoa, Chordata, Chondrichthyes, Rajiformes, Rajidae. The coding region runs from base 108 to 821 and encodes 237 amino acids. The transcript is spliced from 3 exons. Gene Ontology annotation, biological process: regulation of DNA-templated transcription. Gene Ontology annotation, molecular function: DNA-binding transcription factor activity, RNA polymerase II-specific; DNA binding.